AUGCCGAAACAGACCACCGCGCGAUCUUCGAAGAAAUCUGGCCCAUAUCCCUCUCCCAGGAGAAGACGAGCGCUCUCCUCUCAAACCAGAGCAGCAGCCGCCAGCCCAUCAGCCCUAGAACCAGAGCCAGAGCCGGUCAGCCCAGCAGCAGCUAUGAAUACCAGCCGAAUGGCGACGGGUGCCUCCGCUACCAUGGCACCCCAGGCAGCAAAUCCUUGGCAGCGAACAGCGACCCCUGUAUACUCCAUGCCCCCUCCCCCCUCGUAUACACAGCGGCUAUCAAUGUCUGAAAGGUUACCCAUCCACCCGCCUGCUAGCCCUGUAAACCCUGGCCAUCCUCCGAGUACAUCAACCCCGUGGUCGGCACAGGACGAUGAGAUUCUGCUAGCCGCCCGAGCCCAGGGCCAUGGUUGGAACCAGAUUCAACGUGACAAUUUUCCAACUAAAUCCUCAAACGCUUGCCGCAAGCGCUAUGAGCGACUAGUUGCCAAACGUCGUGGCUCAGAUUGGAAUGAUGAGCGAGUGGACAAGGUAGCUAGCCACUAUAUGCAAUUACGGGAAAAAACAUGGCAGCCCCUGGCUGAAGCCGUGGGUGAAGAUUGGAGGGAUGUGGAAAAAUUGUGUCUUGAGCGGGGUGCAAGAACUCUCCUUCCAACGCUGGGACAGCGCGAUCUAGCGCAGGGUGCUUCCGAGCCAGGAGGUUUCAUUUUUGCAUUCUGA
Microsporum canis CBS 113480 is the source of this 720-nucleotide messenger RNA. RefSeq lists its product as hypothetical. The record is from RefSeq and is a predicted model, not a curated record. The transcript has 3 exons. Bases 1 to 720 code for a protein of 239 amino acids. Lineage: Eukaryota; Fungi; Ascomycota; Eurotiomycetes; Onygenales; Arthrodermataceae.